GGGGUGCGUCACUUCCGGGGGAGGAACCUCCGCUGUCGCCGCACACGCGGGAGCGGAAAGUCUCCAUGGCAACCAGCAGGGCCCGCGCUAGGCCCACCCGCCGCCGCCGCUGCUACUGCGCCGGCCCCGCCCGCACAAAGACCGCGCGGUGACCCGCCCUCUGCCGCGACCCCGGCCCCGCCCCGGCCCUGGCCUGGUCUGGCCUGGUGCCUGCACCUGCCGAAGGCCGCCCGCCGCCAUCACCAGCGCCCGGCUGUGCUGACCGGGAAGCAGUUCUCGGCGGGCAGCGCGGUGACUCAUCGGCCUGGCAGCGUCCCCCGCGCGGGCCAUCUCUGUCGCGGCCGGCGGCGGACGGAGCCGUGGAGGAACCGCGAGACCCCAGGGCCCAGAGCAGGUCCAGCUGCCCGUCCGGCUCCCUAGCCCGCGAGGCCUGCAGUAAAGGAGCCGCGUGGGACCAGGGCCGAAGUCCCCAAGGCCUGCCCCCGCCGGGCAUCGUGUGCCCCUCUCUCGGGCCCUCGGCUUGGGCUUGGGGAUCUCACAGCCCACCUCCCGUCGUGCACCCCACGCUGCCCCCAUUUCCACGGGGACCCACCUGGUCACCACACCCGCGGGUCUCACCCGUGGCUGACCUUUGGCCAGCAUGGUGCAGCCGCAGACAUCCAAAGCUGAAAGCCCGGCGUCGGCAGCGUCUCCUAACGCCCAGAUGGAUGACGUCAUUGACACCCUGACCUCCCUGCGCCUCACCAACUCAGCGCUGAGGCGGGAGGCCUCCACCCUGCGGGCAGAGAAGGCCAAUCUCACCAACAUGCUGGAGAGCGUGAUGGCAGAGUUGACCUUGUUACGCACCAGGGCGCGGAUCCCUGGGGCUCUGCAGAUCACCCCGCCCAUCUCUGCAAUUACCUCUAAUGGGACUCGACCUAUGACCACACCUCCAACCUCUCUGCCCGAGCCCUUUUCCGGGGACCCAGGCCAGUUGGCUGGGUUCCUGAUGCAGAUGGACAGAUUCAUGAUCUUCCAGGCCUCCCGCUUCCCAGGUGAGGCCGAGCGCGUGGCCUUCCUUGUGUCUCGACUGACUGGGGAGGCGGAGAAGUGGGCUAUCCCCCACAUGCAGCCUGACAGCCCCUUGCGCAACAACUACCAGGGGUUCCUGGCAGAGUUGCGGAGAACCUACAAGUCUCCACUCCGACACGCGCGGCGCGCCCAAAUCAGGAAGACUUCUGCCUCUAACAGGGCUGUGCGAGAGAGGCAGAUGCUCUGCCGCCAGCUGGCUGCUGCGGGCACGGGGCCUUGCCCAGUGCAUCCAGCUUCCAACGGGACUAGUCCAGCGCCAGCCCUGCCUGUCCGAGCACGGAAUCUUUAAGAAUCUGCCACCCCUUGGUAGCGUCUGCAGCCACCCAGGUAGUAUACGCUCUUUGCUGUGUAGAAGAAAUUGCCCAUGCGACAGCAUCACUCCUGUGUGAAGACCUCCCUUCUUGCCUCUUCAGACCUGUUCCCCAAGGAGACCUUCCUUCCAUCCCUCCUGGCGCGCUGGUUGCCCACCUUGCCGCACUUCCUCUUAUGUGCUAGCUUUGUACCUAACGCACACUGCAUGCUUGCCUCCCUCUUGCUGGCAUCCCGGGCUGUUUCAGUGACUACCGCUCUGCUACUGGGACACAGGGACUGGGCUGCACACUGAUGGACCACGUGGGCUGACUCCUCCCAACCUGACUUGGUUCAUGGAGGCUCCUACUCUGCCCUCUGCAAGCCCCCUUGGUGGCUCUGCACCUGGUUGCCUGGUUCUCGUUGAUGAUCUCUGGACAGAAAGAAGCCAGUUUGGCCAGGCUGGUAUCUCAAUGGGUGUGACUGGAGAGGGGGUCUGGUCAGGGUGGUGGCUCGAUGGGUGAACCUGGAGAGGGGGUCUGGCUUCCUGCCCAAGAUGCCCACUGGCCCUGCUAGGGCCCAGUGCAGCAGGCAGGGCCUCAUCCGUGCUGUCAGUGGUGGAGUGGUCACUGCUGGGAGUGUAGUUCUAGCACUUCUGGGGGCCAGGUUCCACUCUGCACAUGAAUAUGCAGUCUAGGAGGCCCCAUUGCUCUCACCGGGAAGGAACAAUGUUGCAGCUGAAGGGUGAAUCCAUCAGAAGAUGCAGCUCCAGUAAUGCUUGGCUUCAGCUGCUCGUGUUCUGAUGGGGCCGGGGAUUUGGGGAAUCUGGAACUUGUCUGCUAAAUAAGGUCAUGGUGGACUUUCAGCCACUGGGGAAGUCCCUCAGGCUGUAGGUUCCUGCACACCCAUGCCUGAGGGCCAUAGCAGGCUGAGGGUGGAUACCAGUGACUCCUUUUGCCACCCAGGAUCUCCAUGGCCAGUGCCAUAGCUGCUGAUGUUCAUUCAGUCACUCCUGCCCCUGCCCCUGCCCCAUGUCACUGAUAGUGAGCCUUGCCAGCUUGAGACCUGUUCCCAUCUCCAUUCAGGUGCCACGUGGCCUUCACUGCAGCCACUCACACUCCAUCUCUUGGUCUCCAAGGGCACCCUGUAGCAUGUCCUCCCCAUGCCUGGGCAAUCAGAUGUCUUGCCUUUGUCUAAGAGAAAACACACUCCCUUGGGAACUAUCUGUAAGCACUUAAGGCGGGGUGGCGGGGGGCGGGUGUCUGCCUCUGGCAACCCAGCCAGGGUCUUGGUGGCAUUGGUAAAAGCAAAGAGCUAUGGACUGCCAUGGGCCUAGUGUGGUGACAGUGCAGCACUGGCAUGUCCUGCUUCUGAGGGACCUCAUGCCUCACAGGGAGAUGACCAAGAAAUCAUUUUCUGGCUGAAUUUGGCCAUGCCCUUUGGACUGUGCUGCUCCGCCAUAUUUCAGUGCCAAAUGAACCACGUUGACAUGACCUCCUGGACCAUAGGGGUUCCUACCCUGGGUUCAUCUGCCCCUGUCUGAAGGGUUCUGGCUUAGUUGCAGAAGGACAAACUCCGUACCCACCCAAAGACAUGUAUAUGUCUUGGGACACCAGAGGUUGGGUCCUGGGACCUGGCCAGUCCUGAAGAGUUUUGAUGGUGCUGGGGAAAGUGACUGCGAUUCUGAAGAACCACUGCCUUCCAAGACCAAGAAGGUUCGGUGGGGUCCGCAGACUCCUGCCACCCACUCAGCAUCCACUUUGUUAGCCCAAUUGCCCUGCUGAACAACUGCCUGAACACAGGCUUUCGGUUCCCCUGGACUCCAGCUGAGGCUGUCCAGGUGGGACCUUGGUGCUUAUUAAGCAUGAACGGAGGGAGGACACACAGCGGGGCCACCAUUCCGUGAAUGGGGGGGGACAGAUUACUUUCUCUUUGUGCUCAGUUCUGUUCUAUCGCCAGCAGCUGUGUUGAUAAGACUAGUACCUGCCAGAGAGAUGUGCCCCCCAGUGAAGAGGGACAGUGGCACCGGGGAAAACCUUCCACCUGGAAGGUUUCCACGUGGCCCAGCCCAGCCAGAGUAGGAGACCCAGCAUGGAAACGGGGCAGGAACUCCGCCGUGUUGCCAGCCCUGGCUCCACCCAAGUAGCCUGAUGAAAGCCCUGCCAUGUUUGUGUCAGGCUGCUGCACACCACAGAGCUGCCUGGGAAAGGCUGGCCACACUCCCUGUCCACACCUGCAGCCGGGUCCUUUGCCUAUAGGCGCCCUAUCCAACCAACUUUGUUUGGCAUGGGGGUUUGUGUCUCUCGGUGCCUGUGUGUGUGGGCUCGGGACGUGUGCUGGUGUGCUCUUAGGACCUUCUUGAUAGCUCCCUGCACUUUGGAACAUGGAGCACAUACAUGAGAGAGGGUCAGGAGCUUGCCCUCCACCUUGGACUUGGAAGAAGCCCACAUUGGAGGGGUGAGGACCCCAUGGUGGCUCUAGGUGGAAGACACCUUAGUCCCCAGCUAAGGAGGAUGAGGUGCAGACCUCAGUGACGGGGGAUUAGGCUGAAGAAAGUGGGAGAAGGGAGAUGCUUUGUACAUAUUUGGGGCUUAUAAUGUCUCUAAAUUUUAGAAAACAUGUAUUGAUUUAUAAAAGGGACAGACAGUAAACAGUGCAGGUGAAGGAAAUUCUGUUUCCCUUGGUUCCGACGUUUUUUGGACUGGACUGUGACUGCUGUCUGCUCCCACAAGACACCCCUCUGCUAAGUAAGCUUCACUGCAUACCUGGAAAUCACCGGAGAAGGGAGUUAGUGAAGGGGUGACUCCCUGGCCCAGUAUAGUGUGGCCUUGGGACUCAAUGCCUAAAGCAUUUUGGUGACUUCUAGGAAACAGCGAAGACCUGUUUGAUUGGCCUCAGGUUAGCACGUGAUGAGCAGUGGAAAACAAACCCCAGGAAGUGAGGCAGGACCAUCCUGAGGUACGCGCUCCUGUUGUCAUGGCAGACAGAGCCGCCUUCAGUGGGCACCACCUGAGCAGUUCCGGCCUGCCGGGGAAUGAAGGGACAUGGGUUGAGCUGGGCAUGUGCCAAGGUUCACUUAGGAACAAGCCCCGGGAUUGGACAAAAGAGCCCAUGCUGCGGCCACCCACUGGGGAGAGCUGGGUGGAAGAGAGGAGAGAUCCUAGCAGAGGCGCCUCCAUCUGCAGCAACACACAGCCUUAAGGCUCAGCUCGCCUCUGCUUGGAGAACGCUGGUUCUGGGGCCUAGAGAGGUAGGCACUAGGUGUGGCUCCUGGGGAAGGGAAGCAAGAGCAGCCUGUUGGGCCAGCAGAAGAAGCUCCCCACAGUGCGGAGAAGACUGGGGUGUAGGGUCUUCCUUGUGGAACUGACAGCUCUUGCCGGCCUCUUCGGGAACCUGAGGUUGGCUGGGGUGGCAGCCGGCACAGCACAGAUGUGGUAGAAAUGGGAGGAAACCCAGCUCCUCACUUUACCUGCCUCAGGCCUUUCCAUACACAAGCACCAAACCUACUAGGUCUUCUCAUUCUCCAUGUCAACCCACGUUAGGUCAAUUUUUGCAAGUAGAGGAAAGAAGGAAGUAAAAUAGCACAUUUUGGUGUCUCAGACUUCUUCUCCCAACUAUAUAGUUUCUUUGCAUUUUGUUUUGACAGUUACGCUGCUGUCCUCUGUCAUGAUAGUUUUGUGCAGCUGUUUUCACUUAGCUACCGUGGGCAUCUCCCUGUAUUAUUACUAAUGUUACUUUGCAGUGGCUGUGUACUCUUCCGUCGACUAGAUGGACUGUGGUGCCAGUUACAGAUAACUAAUGCUGUUACUAACUUUUCAGUUAUAAGUUGAUGAAUACCUUCGUGCACAAGCCUGUCUCCCAAUGUCAAGUUAUUUUCUUAGGAUAGAUUCCCAGAGGUGGAUUCUUGAACUAAAGAAUAUGAGAACCUUUGAGGAUUUUACUACAUAUUGACAAAAUGGUUUCCAGAAACAUUUGUGUUCAUUUACUGCCACCAGCAAGGAUAAACAUGUCCAUCUUGCUGGUAUUGGGAAUUUUAUCACCUGGCUAAAUAUUUGCUAAUUUGAUAAUGAAAAAGUAGCAUUGUGUUUUGGUUGGCGUUUCAUUGAUUUCCAGCACGGUUGAGCAUCUCAUGUGAAGCGAUUCUAUUUCCUCUUCUGUGGAUUGUCAAUGUCCUUUGCUCUAUCUUCUGGGGUCUGAUACAUGUGUAUGAGCCCGGUAUGUAUUAAAGAUAUUAACCUGGUGUGCGUCA
Messenger RNA from Callithrix jacchus (white-tufted-ear marmoset), 5608 nucleotides. RefSeq names its product retrotransposon Gag like 6 (gene RTL6). NCBI's taxonomy places the organism in Eukaryota, Metazoa, Chordata, Mammalia, Primates, Cebidae. The record is from RefSeq and is a predicted model, not a curated record.